Molecule: messenger RNA, 2462 nt
Organism: Daphnia pulicaria
Lineage: Eukaryota; Metazoa; Arthropoda; Branchiopoda; Diplostraca; Daphniidae
Product: moesin/ezrin/radixin homolog 1-like
Exons: 9
Coding region: 268-2007 (579 amino acids)
Biological process (GO): positive regulation of early endosome to late endosome transport; regulation of cell shape; regulation of organelle assembly
Cellular component (GO): filopodium; microvillus; cytoskeleton
Molecular function (GO): cell adhesion molecule binding; actin binding
Source: RefSeq, a predicted model, not a curated record
UAAGCUAUUGGUAGCCAUAUUGCAGAAGAGCGAAGAGGGGAGGUAUACUGAGGGCCAACAACGGUCGAGAGCCGCCGCCGAUUCAGUGCGUUAUAAGUGGCUGUCACCCGAGAGAGUGGUUUUCACGUAUACGCAACAGGUUCUCCGUGCGUAUUGUUCGCGCGAGCGUGAGUCUGCAGAAGUAAAAGCCCGGCUUUCAACUCUUCCAACAAGAGUCAGAGGAGAGAAAAAGCUUGAAACAGCCAAGAGCAAACAAGAUCAUCCAACAUGCCGAAAUCGGUCAAUGUUCGGGUGACGACGAUGGACGCCGAGCUGGAAUUUGCCAUCCAGCCGACGACAACGGGCAAACAGCUGUUUGACCAAGUUGUCAAGACAAUCGGUCUCCGCGAAAUCUGGUUCUUUGGACUCCAGUAUACCGACAGCAAGAGUUAUUCGACAUGGCUGAAGCUCAACAAGAAGGUGCUGAAUCAAGAUGUCAAGAAGGAGAGUCCGCUGCAGUUCAAAUUCAGGGCCAAGUUCUACCCGGAAGAUGUGGCUGAGGAAUUGAUUCAAGACAUUACGGUGCGGCUCUUUUACCUGCAGGUCAAGAAUGCCAUCUUGACGGACGACAUUUAUUGCCCGCCCGAGACGUCGGUCCUACUCGCCUCGUAUGCCGUCCAGGCCAAAUACGGCGAUCACGAUAAGGAACUCCACUCUUCCGGUUACCUGGCCAACGACCGCCUUCUUCCGCAACGAGUCAUGGAUCAGCACAAUCUGACGCGGGAGCAGUGGGAGGAGCGCAUCUCCACCUGGCAUGCGGAACACGGAGGAAUGCUCAGGGAGGAUGCCAUGAUGGAAUAUCUGAAAGUGGCUCAAGAUCUGGAAAUGUACGGUGUCAAUUAUUUCGAGAUCAAGAACAAGAAGGGCACUCAGCUCUGGCUCGGCGUUGACGCUCUCGGACUCAACAUCUACGAAAAAGAUGACAAAUUGACUCCGAAGAUUGGGUUCCCAUGGUCAGAGAUCCGCAACAUUUCUUUCAACGAUCGUAAAUUUGUGAUCAAACCAAUCGACAAGAAAGCUCCGGAUUUCGUCUUUUUCGCGCCUCGCUUGCGCAUCAACAAGCGAAUCUUGGCCCUGUGCAUGGGCAACCAUGAGCUCUACAUGCGCCGACGCAAGCCGGACACGAUUGAAGUGCAGCAGAUGAAGGCCCAGGCCCAGGAGGAGCGCCGAUCGAAGAUGAAGGAGCGCGAGAAGUUGCAGCGAGAAAUCCAGGCUCGUGAAAUGGCUGAGCGCAAGCAGCAAGAAUACGCCGACCGGCUCAAGUCGAUGCAGGAAGAGAUGGAGCGCCGGCAGCGCGAGCUGCUGGAAGCCCAGGAGACGAUCCGUCGCCUCGAGGAGCAACUCCGUCAAUUGCAAAAGGCCAAGGAAGAGCUUGAAGUUUCGCAGAAGGAGCUGCACAACAUGAUGAAGCGGCUGGAGGAGGCCAAGGAGAUGGAAAUGGCCGAGAAGAUCAAGCUGGAAGAAGAGAUCCGCGCCAAACAGGUCGAGGUCCAGCGCAUCGCCGAGGAGGUUCAACGCAAGGACGACGAGACUCGUCGUCUCCAGGAAGAGGUGGAAGAGGCUCGAAGGAGGCAAGAAGAGGCUGCAGCGGCCCUUAUUGCCGCCACGACUACCCCACAGCAUCAACACGUCAACGAAGGCGAUCACGACGAAGGAGAGGAUGAGGAUGAAGAUACACCCAACGGUGACAUCAGCGCGGGCAAUGAUUUGAUAUCGGAGAGCGACAUCAACUCGAUCCGCGAUCCAGUUGAAGACCGCCUCACUUUGGCCGAGAAGAACGAACGUCUCCAGAAUCAAUUGAAGAUGUUGAAGAAGGAUUUGGCCGGCACCAAGGACGAGACCAAAGAGACGGCCAUGGAUAGGUUGCAUAAAGAGAAUGUCAAGCAGGGUCGCGACAAGUACAAGACGCUACGGGAGAUCCGCAAAGGCAACACCAAACGGCGUGUCGAUCAGUUUGAAAACAUGUAAAACUCUUGCGACAAACCACAAAAACGACACGCCACUUUUAAUCAUUGGCUCUUGUCUUUUGUUGUUGAAUGUUUUCAUUGUGGGUUUUGUUUGUUUCAUUUUUUUUUCCUUUCCUGAUUCUUCUCCCCCCCUGGGUUCGAGGAGAGUGCUUUCUUUAUCAAUUCAUCCCGGCGCAAAAUGGAUGGGACAAACAAACAUAAAAAUAAGGGGGACAAAAAAACAAAAGUUAAAAGGCAAUUUUCUUACGAAGGAGAAGAAGCUUCCAUAUUGUUACGAAACAAAAAUCAGAUUUUUCUUGUCGCUGUUUGGGGUGCUUCUAUUCGUUUGACCCCGCAACAACACCAGAGAAGAUAAAAAUAGUAAAAAGGGGGGGACGACGUUACACACAUUCGAUUCGACCUGGUGUUAACAACAUAUAUUAUGCCUUAAACCCAUUAAAGUGUUUUUUCUCUCUC